GUUUAUGCUGACGCGUCCCUCUUCUGCCACUACACCGACGUGUCAGGUCUUCUUGCCUAGAGAGCUGAGCAGCAGACAGACCGGCAGUCCCCGACGCAGACAUGGCUCCCAAAGGCAGCAGCAAGCAGCAGUCGGAGGAAGACCUUCUCCUCCAGGACUUCAGCAGAAACCUCUCGGCCAAGUCCACCGCGCUGUUUUACGGAAACGCGCUCAUCGUCUCUGCCAUCCCCAUCUGGCUCUUUUGGAGGAUUUGGCACAUGGACCUCGUCCAGUCUGCAGUGUUGUAUGGAGUCAUGACUCUGGUCAGCACCUACCUGGUGGCCUUCGCCUACAAGAACGUCAAGUUUGUUCUCAAGCACAAAGUUGCCCAGAAGCGUGAGGAUGCCGUUUCCAAGGAGGUAACCAGGAAGUUGUCCGAGGCAGACAACCGCAAGAUGUCCCGCAAGGAGAAAGACGAGAGGAUCCUGUGGAAGAAGAAUGAGGUCGCUGACUACGAGGCCACCACCUUCUCCAUCUUCUACAACAACACCCUCUUCCUGGUCCUCGUCAUCGUCGCCUCCUUCUUCUUGCUGAAGAACUUCAACCCCACCGUCAACUACAUUCUGUCAAUCAGUGCCUCCUCGGGACUCAUCGCCUUGCUUUCCACCGGCUCCAAGUAAAGGAAGAACAGGGGAGAGCAGAAGGGAUGAGGGGUAACGGGGUGGGGUUGGGUAGGAAGUGGGUUAAAAAAGGGGGUAUACAGAAUGUUGUUUUUCACCUAUCUUAGGAAUGGGGUAUAAAUGGGGGUCUGGAAUAUCACAUUUCAACUUCAUGAAAUUCAUGAUCAAAUGUCUGGAGGGUGCUUCUCCAGGUCUGUCUUCUGUUUUUUGUAACAAAUAAAGCAACCAGGUUUA
Messenger RNA from Scophthalmus maximus (turbot), 893 nucleotides. RefSeq names its product signal sequence receptor, gamma (gene ssr3). The coding region runs from base 102 to 659 and encodes 185 amino acids. Gene Ontology annotation, cellular component: endoplasmic reticulum; membrane. The transcript is spliced from 5 exons. Gene Ontology annotation, biological process: SRP-dependent cotranslational protein targeting to membrane. The record is from RefSeq and is a predicted model, not a curated record. NCBI's taxonomy places the organism in Eukaryota, Metazoa, Chordata, Actinopteri, Pleuronectiformes, Scophthalmidae.